This is a messenger RNA of Cyanidioschyzon merolae strain 10D, 1206 nucleotides long. RefSeq lists its product as hypothetical. The record is from RefSeq and is a predicted model, not a curated record. The coding region runs from base 1 to 1206 and encodes 401 amino acids. NCBI's taxonomy places the organism in Eukaryota, Rhodophyta, Bangiophyceae, Cyanidiales, Cyanidiaceae. Gene Ontology annotation, cellular component: nucleus. The transcript has a single exon.
AUGAGUGCUUCUCCAGGACAACGUCACGUCGACGCGAGUCCGUCCAACGAGGCUGUGCUUCCAGUGCUAGAAUGGAUGGUGCGGCACGCCGAUAUAAAGCAGGCCUCUCUGCGCUCCAUACUGCAGGAUUUGUCGUUCAAGUUCGGUGGCUACGACUUUUCGUCACGAAAAAACUGGAUAAAAGAACACGUUCUUCGGUGUCUGCGCGAGCGCAUGCAAACGGCGAGCGGCGCAAGCGGCGAGCAGCCUAUCAGUGGAGGCAACGCUACAGCGCCGAACGCCUCGGUGAACCGUACCGCAGACCCAGAAGGUCCACCAGGCGUUAUCGAGUCCGCGACCAGGAAACGACGAUCAAACAAAGCGAAGCGCUCGCAAGAGAACGACGACGACACUGCCACUUAUCGCGAGUCGCCGCUGCGCUUUACUGGACUCAUGGCCCCGGUCAUGCUUGCUCCCGAACUCGCGGCAGUCUGCGGCGGACAGGAUAUUCUUCCGCGGCCCUGGAUCGCAAAACAGCUACAUGCUUAUGUUCGCGAACACGAACUGCGAGAUCCAAGCCAGGGGAUGCGCUUUCGUCCGGAUGCGGCGCUUGCCAAGCUCUUUCCCGAUCGCGACUCGGUAUCAUUCUUUGAAAUGAACAAACUGCUCGAGCAGCACAUCCGAAAAGAAAGUCAAUGCGCACCAGAGGAGCAAGCUCGAAUCCAAGCCUGGCGUCAGGAAUGGGAAGCCAAGGGACUCACCCAGCGACGGAAAAUCCCAGCCAAACGAGCACGCGUUCGUGCUGGACGUCAGCAUCUCAAAGAGAAAGCGCUGGGAGCAUCAUUUUCGCCAUUGAGUGGUGGUUCCCAGUCGACGCAGGAUAGCCACCGCUCGUCGACGCCCUCAACGGGAAAGAGGAAAGCAUCGGGACUGGCGCAACCGCUGCAGGUCUCAGAGGCGCUGAGCGACAUCUGUGGAGGCGCGCGCAUCCUCAGCCGGUGCGAAGUGGUGCGCCUCCUCUGGGAGUACAUCAAGAAGCAGCAGUUGCAGGAUCCCAAUGAUCGCAAGGUUAUCCAAUGCGAUGCCAAACUUCAGCGAGUCUUCGACGGUGAGACGCGAGUCACCGCUUUUGGGAUGAACCGCUUUCUGGGGAAACAUCUGCAACCUCUUCAACGCAACGAUGAGGUCGGUAGGGGUUCUCAGUCGGAACUGGACUCGGAAAGUUGA